AUGCCACGUAAGCUACGUAAGAAUAUACGUAAGAGGAAGAGAGCAUUGAAACAUCCAAUAGUAAAACUGACACCACAACAACAGUUGCAACAACAAAUGCUGAAUGACCCCACUAUGUUGCAACAAAUGUCAAGCAACCCUAUGCUCUUAAACCGAGUUCUUGGUGCACAGAGUGGAGGUUUAAGAGCGGCACUUUUAGCGAAAAUGGCAGGCUAUGGUGGAGCUGCAGACGGAACAGCCUAUAACCCUCAAAGUCAAAUGAAUUUGAGUUCACUCAAAAAUCAAAUAGCAGAUGUCAAAAAGUCAAACAUAGACAUACAGAAGCAAAUAAGUGAAAACGAAAAGAAACUAGAAUAUGACAGACACACAAAGAAACUCAAUGAGUUAAACGUAGAGAAAAAGAAGAAAGAAGAACAACUGAAAGAACUAAGUACAGAGGAAUAUGCGAAAAAAGUGUCAGAAAAAGCAGCAGAAGUAGCAAAAAUGGAACAAGAUGUUGUAAAUUUGAAAAACCAUACUACUCAAUAUAAAGUACUGAAAGAUGAAGAGAUAAAACAAAAAGCCCUGAAGACAUAUAUGGAUAGCGAUGAGUAUAAAAAAGAAGUUGAAGCAAAUGUAAAGGCAGAAAAACUUUUACA
This is a messenger RNA of Trichomonas vaginalis G3, 638 nucleotides long. Its product is annotated as protein of unknown function, DUF4106 family. The transcript has a single exon. The record is from RefSeq and is a predicted model, not a curated record. NCBI's taxonomy places the organism in Eukaryota, Parabasalia, Trichomonadida, Trichomonadidae. The annotation marks the transcript as partial.